AUGCCAGGAUCAAGUAUUAUAUUAGCAACAGCAAGUUAUGAUCAUACAAUCAAGUUUUGGGAUCCACCAAGUGGUAGUUGUUAUAGAAGUAUUGAUUGUGGUGAAUUCCAUAUAAAUAGAUUAGAGAUAACAUCAGAUAAACAUUAUAUAGCAGCAGCAGGUAAUCCACAAACCAAACUAUUUGAAGUAAAUUCAACCAAUAACAACCCGGUCACUAGUUUUGAUGGUCAUAAAGGAAAUGUAUCAAGUGUAGGUUUUCAAAAAGAAGGUAAAUGGAUGUAUACUUCAUCAGAAGAUGGAACUGUAAAGAUUUGGGAUUUAAAAGCACCAGGAUGUCAAAGAGAUUAUGAAUGUAGUGCACCUGUAAAUUGUGUAGUAUUACAUCCAAAUCAAGCAGAAUUGAUUUCAGGUGAUCAAAAUGGUAGUAUCAGAGUAUGGGAUUUAAUAUCAAACACUUGUAGUAGAGAAUUGGUACCAGAUGGAGAAGUUGGUAUCACUUCACUAUCAAUUUCAUCCGAUGGAUCAAUGGUGGUUGCAUCCAAUACCAAAGGAAAAUGUUUUGUUUGGAGAUUAGGUGAAGAUGAUACAUCUCGUUUUGAUCCGCUUCAUAAAAUUGAUGCUCAUAAUGCUCCAAUUCUAAGAUGUUUAUUUAGUCCCGAUACAAAAUUACUUGCAACAACAUCAGCAGAUCAUACAGUAAAGAUUUGGAAUACUAAAAAGUUUAAUGUUGUACAAACAUUACAAGGACAUCAAAGAUGGGUAUGGGAUUGUGCAUUUUCAAAUGAUUCUGCCUAUUUGGUAACUGGAUCAAGUGAUCAAUUGGCAAAACUAUGGGAUUUACAUCAAGGUGAUUCUGUCAAAACUUAUUCUGGUCAUGUAAAGGCUGUUAAUGCUGUUGCAUUAAAUGAUCUUCCAAGAUAG
This is a messenger RNA of Cavenderia fasciculata, 921 nucleotides long. RefSeq names its product WD40 repeat-containing protein (gene lst8). Gene Ontology annotation, molecular function: protein binding. Gene Ontology annotation, cellular component: TORC1 complex; TORC2 complex. The record is from RefSeq and is a predicted model, not a curated record. Gene Ontology annotation, biological process: TOR signaling; regulation of actin cytoskeleton organization. The transcript has 4 exons. The coding region runs from base 1 to 921 and encodes 306 amino acids. NCBI's taxonomy places the organism in Eukaryota, Evosea, Eumycetozoa, Acytosteliales, Cavenderiaceae.